UGUGUGUGUGUGUGUGUGCAUGUGUUUGUGUAUGUGCAUAUUGAAGCGUGGCAUGAUGGGAAUUUUCCAACCAACAUUCCCUCCAAAUCUGCCUUAAAUCCCGCAUUCUUCCGAUGUGCCCGCACUCAGGCUGAGAUGUAUUUAGGCCGGGCCCCUCGCCCUAUGCAUCUAAUAGACCCCGGGUUUAUAGAGCAAGAAGUGCAAAAAGCCCCGUGACAGAGGCAACGCUCCCCACAUGUAUCUGAAGGCAGUGUGCAGCGACAUCCCCCUGCCAAGGCCCAGGAGCGGCCAGAGGCUCCAGCGCCGUCCAGCCCCCCACCCCCAGAGGCCGGGGGCUGACCCCAUGCCGGGCGGCCCUCCGAGGGGGGAGGCGGACGGACGAGCCUGGGGGCGGAGGACUGUGGAGGAGCUUGCUCCGGUGGGGGACGCUCUUCAGGAGGAGACCGCCCAGCCCAGCACUAUGGUCUACAGGAGAUGUGGCGCUAAAGUGAAACAGACUGCAGCUCUUGCAGACAGUUAGUGAGGGACGGUAGCCUGCACACACUCCGUUUCUUCUUCACCCAGACACACCACGCGUUGCUCCAAAGUCUCUCUAUCACUCUCUCUCUCUCUAUCACUCUCUCUGUCUCUCUCUCUCUCUCUCUCUCUCUCUCUCUCUCUCUCUCUCUCUCUCUCUCUCUCUCUCUCUCUCUGUCUCUCUCUCUCUCUCUCUCUUCCUCCACCUCCAUGUGCGUCGGUCCUCUCCCCCUCCACGGGAUGAGGUGCCAUGCACCCGCCUCUCCGCUCCUUCCUCGGCUCUCUCUCGCCUCGUGUUCUCCGCGGUCCCCUCGUCAUCCAGCCUCCGUCUGACGGGGCAUCCCUGAGUCGCCCCCUCCCUCCUCCCUCCGCCCACGGCCCCUCCAUGCCCUCCUCCAGGACUUUCCCCCCCAGUUUGAGGAAGCCGUAGUCGGGGUCGUUUCUGUGGAGAGCUGCCGCGACACCUGGUCCCGCUGAUGAGUGGAACCACCACCACCAGCACCACCAAGACCACCACCGUCUCCACCACCACCACCACCGCCUCGACCAACUCGACCACCACCACCACCGCGGCUGCUUCUGUUUCCCCUCCCUCUCCUCUUCUGGGAGGAUCGGGGUCUGCGUGGGACAUCUGCUGGCGGCACGCUUGCUCUCCUUGGAAGUUGCGGCAUCAGGAGGAUCAGGAGGAGGACAGAUGUCCAUCGUCAGGGGGCUGUUGGUCGGGGGAGCUGAAGUCUGAAGUCUGAAGAGUGCUCUCCACAAGCCAGUAAGAACACCUGCAUCGGGCCUGACGCCGGUAUCAGCUGCAUGUGGAUCUGAGCAGCAGAGUGGUGCUGAGGACCCUGACAGGGAGAGCAGUCCAUCUCUCCAUAACAGACACACUUUAAGACAGGUGGAAGCCCGUCGCUCUUCCUUCCCACAAGAGCUGCUCACUCCUGUUGACCCCGUAACCGAAGCACCACGGGUCCACCCUCUCAACUCACUCUGUGUGAGUGCCCCAGUGUGGGUGCCCCCCCUGUGAGGGUUCGUUUUUGUGUCCUACGACCUCUUUUCCCUUGGAGGAACACCGGGACACACUGCGAGAGCGGGUCAAACGUGGGCCUAGUGCGGUCGCAUUAAACGCCGUCCCACCAAACGGCUGUUUGAAACUCUGAUCGACGCUUUCACCGUGUGAAGAAACCAUCAAACCCACUGAGGGCAGCGACCGGGGAGCUCCGGUUUGUAGUUUUUCCCCCCUGCUCCCGCGGUCGCCACCGCCGCCGUCCCCGCAGCCAUGCAGGUGUCCUUCGCCUGCACCGACCACGGCCUGAAGGCCCCGCGCAACGGCGAGCACAGCAAGCAGAACGCCACCAGCCCCGGCACUACCAGCCACGCACGGGCGCGCUUCCGCACCGUGGCGCUGAUCGCCCGGAGCCUGGGCUCCUUCACGCACCGCUACCACCACAACCUGAAGGAGUCCACCACCAAGCAGACCGGCAUGAAGUACAGGAACCUGGGGAAAUCUGGCCUGCGUGUUUCCUGCCUGGGCCUGGGUAAGUACAGAUUAAACUGAGGGGGGAGAUUAAUCAUAUUUCUGGAGCAAAACCGAGUCAGUGAAUUUACUGAAAUCCAAACUGAGCAAACACACUCUCUGUCCCCUACAGAGAUCGUGAGGGCCAUGACGCAUGUAAUCAACCAGGGCAUGUCCAUGUACUGGGGCACAUCACGCUGGUCUGCCAUGGAAAUCAUGGAGGCGUACUCUGUUGCCCGGCAGUUCAACCUCAUCCCUCCAGUGUGUGAGCAGGCCGAGUAUCACUUCUUCCAGCGGGAAAAGGUGGAGACUCAGCUCCCAGAGCUCUAUCACAAGAUAGGUGUGGGUGUGGUCUCGUGGUCUCCAUUGGCCUGUGGGAUCAUCACAGGGAAGUAUGACAACGGCAUCCCAGAAACGUCCAGAGCCUCUAUGAAGCCAUACCAGUGGCUGCGUGAGAAGAUAACGAGCGAGGAUGGGAGGAAGCAGCAGGCCAAGCUGAAGGAGCUGACUCACAUCGCUGAGAAGCUCGGCUGCACCCUGCCACAGCUAGCCAUAGCCUGGUGUCUGAGAAAUGAGGGUGUGAGCUCAGUGCUGCUGGGCUCCUCCAACCCUGUCCAGCUAACAGAGAACCUGGGGGCCAUUCAGGUGAUUCCGAAGAUGACAACAGGAAUUGCCUCUGAAGUGGAUAAUUUACUUGGCAACCGUCCCCACAGUAAGAAGGAUUACAACCCUUAGGAUUCCUCUCCAGAACUGUUUCUGAAUAUAGCCAAUCAAAGCUCACCUCUCAUAGCCAUGGCACAUACAUAUGUGCACAUAUGUGUGUGUGUGUGUGUGUGUGUGUGUGUGUGUGUGUGUGUUUGUAUGUAUAUAUGGAUGUAUGCGUGUGUGUGUAUUUAUGUGUGAAUGUGUGUUUGUAUUUAUGUGUGUGAGUGUGUGUGUGUGUGGGUGUGUGUGUGUGUGUGUGUGUGUGUUUGGGUGCGUGUCUAUUUUACUGAAUGUAUGCGUGUGUUUGUGCGUGUAUGUGUGUCUGUGUGUAUGUCAGUGUGUGUUUGUGUGUGGGUGCGUGUGUAUGCAUGUGCCCGUGUAUGUGUGACUGUGCAGCGAAUAUUGUGCUUCACUAAUGUCACCCCCUCCAUAUUAACCAGUAACUAUUAUUGAUUAUUGUAAAUUGAACUCCUUGAUAAAGCAUGCAUGCUUUAGCUACACCAGCUGGCCAGUAGAUCCAGUUACUGCCAACUGGCCUGUACAUCUUAGUAAACUGACCUAAAAACUGCUUUAAAACAAAAAA
Gadus macrocephalus (Pacific cod) is the source of this 3314-nucleotide messenger RNA. RefSeq names its product potassium voltage-gated channel subfamily A regulatory beta subunit 1b (gene kcnab1b). Gene Ontology annotation, cellular component: extrinsic component of cytoplasmic side of plasma membrane; voltage-gated potassium channel complex; membrane. Gene Ontology annotation, molecular function: potassium channel regulator activity; transmembrane transporter binding. Lineage: Eukaryota; Metazoa; Chordata; Actinopteri; Gadiformes; Gadidae. The transcript has 11 exons. Gene Ontology annotation, biological process: transmembrane transport; potassium ion transport; negative regulation of delayed rectifier potassium channel activity. The record is from RefSeq and is a predicted model, not a curated record.